Molecule: messenger RNA, 2346 nt
Organism: Amoebophrya sp. A25
Lineage: Eukaryota; Dinophyceae; Syndiniales; Amoebophryaceae
Source: the annotation of a GenBank genome assembly
GGCUGCGUUCCGGCGCCAGGUGGCGAACGAAGACAUGGUUUAAGUGGAAACAUAUGAGGCAGAGCUUCGAGUCACCUCACUAUUAUUCGAGGCCCUCGAUAAAUCUACAACGAACAUCAACAAAAUUCAUUUCCCCUCUCAUCUUCAUCAGGGAUCAUUCUCUGACGUGGUAAGGGUCACCUCUCCUCGCCUGAGCCUGACACACAUUUUCUAUCAGAGAUCGAUAGAUAUGUAUUUAAGUAAAAGGAUUCUUGUGAUUUGAUCUUGAAUAGAAACGCAGUUCUACUUGUCCACAUCGAUUUUUUUCGCUGGUACACUAGAAUCCUCUUGCUGCUGGCGUUUAGGUACAUCUUUUUGUCCUUUUCGAGUUCACUGACUCUGAAACAUUAAAUCAAAAUGGUGCUAGAUCCAACAGUUCAGAGUGUGAAAAUGGCGAAGGCCAGCGACGCUACAUCUGAUCGUGCUUUUACGUAUGAUCAGAAGCUGGCGUCUUUGGACAAAGCCGUCGCUGACCUCCUGAAAGCGCAAGGUGUCAACAAGCGCAAGGCUAUUGAGGUGAAGAUGCAGGAGUGCUUCGGAGUUUUGCGUGAUUUGAUGCUCAAAUGGUUGCAGGAUAAGGACCGCACCAGUUUGCGCGAAGCUUUUGAGGCGAACAAUUUUUACCGCUUAGUGCGGCUGAAGGCGAUCUUGGAAGCCGACAAAGAAAUGGACAAGUUGAUGAAGGAUGAGAACGCACCAGAUGUGCGCCACGGCCAAUGCUUGGAGGCGGUUAUCAGUGUUCAGAAGGUGUUGGAGGAUCAGAGCGGCGCGCGGGCCAUCGCGGAGGCGCAAGCGGCGGAGAAAGCACGACUCGUAGCGCAAGUGCAACAGGCAAAAGAAAAGGACCCCAUUGUCUCCAACCCGACGCGAAAGUCCCGAUUGUCGCUAACGGCCGCCGGCAUGCGCAACAGCAACAAUCUCGCAGUGCAGGGCGCCCCAAUCGGAGGUGGUCUCUUGGCGGUGCCGGGUGCGGAUUUCAAGAAGAACAGCUUCACCGGAUCCUCCAUGGUCGGCGACCCCAGGGAUCACAUCAGUUCCGCGAAACUGCAAGGCCAGUGCGACGAGUUGGACGAUUUGCUAAGAGAUCAGAACAAGGACGGCGCCGCAGCUGCCGCCCCCAAGAAAUCGAGCGCGAAUCCGUUUCCGGCGCCAGCCGCUACUCCGGUUGCCGGCACGUUUACCGCAGCCGCAACACCCGCGGCCGCGACCGCAGCUGCGCCCGCUCCUGCGAAGGCCGCAGUCAGCGCAGCUCUACCCGAGGCGGUGGAAGCGCUCCCGGAGCAGAUGCGGGCCAGCUGGAAACAGGCGGCUGCCGUGAUCCCGACGCCGAAGGCGGGACAGGCCUACGUGCCGGAGGAGGACGUGCUCGCCUCGAUCGACGCAGAUUUCCGCGCCAAAAUCGAAGCACUCACCAGCUUUGAAGACCUAGUGAAGAACAUCACGGCGCCGGACGCCCAAGAGAAGAUCGGAAACUGGCUCAUCUGGAUGUGCGCUCGUGUCUACUGGAACGAUCCGACGUUGACGCGAGUCCCCUUCAUGAACAUCUACCUGCCGGCUCCGGAAAAGGAAGCUCUUAUCAUCCCGCGCUUCUUGGAUGGCCUCGCUGGCCGAAACAGCUGCGUCGAUACCCUGGACCUCUCAAAUACCAACUUCGAUAGCCAAACGGCCAUGUACUUACUUACUUACAAAAUUUCACCUUCUUCUACUGUACACAGCCUCAGGUAUCACAGAAUGAGUAUCUCCAAAAGUCUUGUGCACGACAUAGCUUGCGCCUCUUGAUGAUCUUAAUGUGUCCGUUCUCUUGUAGUUAUGAGUUUACUACUUUUUACUUAAAAAUCGAUCCGAAUUUCUCAUCAACAUACACGAUGACAAUCACAACAAUUAUUUCCUCUUCAUCGAAAUAAGCAGAAUUUCCCAUUCCACUCUCACACAUUCUAAUGGAUACUACACAACAGGCGUUUCCAUGAAGUCUUCGCAAAGAACACGACCGUGAGAAUCGUUGACCUAUCCUCUAACCCGUGGAACGCCGAAUUGAUGAUUGAGUGGAUCGUUGGCGUCGCUGCCUCAACCAGCCUAGAAGAGCUGCGCAUCAACAACAUGAACUUCGGUCACGGAGGACACUCUCAGGCAGUCGAGAAGGCACUCGCAGAGGCUCUGGAGAAGAACACGUCUCUGGUCAAGCUCGGUUUGGAACUCAAGGACCCGAACUGGCGUAACAAGAUCGACCGCAAGAUCAUGUCAAAUAAGGACCUGGCUCGCCAGAAGCGUGUUGCGGCACAGAAGGCGAAGGCUGCCGCUGCAGCAUAG